UUUCACUUCUUUGUUUUUACCUCUGUUGUUCUUGCUGUUGUUUGUUUGGUGUGGUGUGGGUUCUCUGAGAAGCUUUGGGUAGGUGGGCAGAUGGGUCUAGCCUUCUAGCCUUCUUUUCUCUGUUCUUCCUCACUCUCUCUCUUGUCUUUCUCUCUCCUCUUUUUUCUCCCUGCCUUUCUGGCGGAUAAACCGAUAAGUUUGAAGUGUUGGUUGAACUGGUACACUUAACAGACAUGCAAUGGCUUUGAAAUGAAAAGAUGGAAAAGGAUAGCGAUUUCCGGCAAUGGGACGAGCUAAUACCGGACGCUUUGGGGCUAAUUUUCAGCCAUCUCUCUCUCCAAGAGAUACUAACUGUGAUUCCCAGAGUCUGCAAAUCAUGGAGCAAAGCUGUUAUGGGACCCUAUUGCUGGCAAGAGAUUGACAUUGAGGAAUGGAGUAGCCGGUGCCAGCCCGAUCACCUUGAUCGGAUGCUCCGAAUUCUCAUCGCAAGAAGCUGCGGUUCGCUUCGAAAGCUCUGUGUUUCCGGCCUCAACUCCGACUUGAUCUUCUCCUUCAUUGCAGAAAAUGCUGGUUCCCUUCAGACGCUGAGGCUGCCUAGAGGUGAGAUGAGUGAUUUGACAGUGGAACGGAUCGCCGGGAGGUUUUCCACCAUUACUUUCUUGGACGUGAGCUACUGCAUUAAGAUCGGUUCUCGGGCGUUAGAGGCCAUUGGAAAGAAUUGUAAGCUUCUGGUGGGGCUGUGCCGGAAUAUGCACCCUUUGGCUACUGCAGGAAAGCCUCUUGAGGACGACGAGGCUCACGCAAUCGCCACCACAAUGCCUAAACUCAAGCACCUUGAAAUGGCUUACCAUCUCAUUGGCACAUCGAGCGUUCUCCAGAUACUCUCGAGCUGCCCCGAGCUCGAAUUUCUCGAUUUGAGAGGGUGUUGGAGUGUGAUACUCGACAACAAGUUCGUCAAGGAGAAUUUCCCAAAGCUGAAGGUGUUGGGGCCUGAUGUUGUGGACUACUUCGAGAGGAACGAUUGGGAUGAGUGCUCGGAUUUCUCUGAUGCUUCGUCCGAGUACUUGGCGUGGGAGUUCAUGACUGGCGGAAUGGAUGAUUACUUUGAUGAUGAGAGCUUCGACGGAAUGUGGGAUGACGAUGAGGCGAGCCUGGAGGAGCUUGAGCUGAGGUUCUAUGAAGGAAUAGAUGAAGAUGUUGAAGGGUAUGGUUGGCCUCCGUCUCCUUAAAAAAGUUUCUAAUGUUUUCUCUCUUGUGGAACUGUUAAUUUGCCCUUUUUCUCUGUUUCUUCAGUAAUGACUUGCCUGAUGUUUUCUAGUUUGAACUCUACAAUAUGCUUUAUAAGGAUAUGUAUAUGUUUUCAGUGGAAUGAAAGUUGGUUUGUUGUUGUAA
This is a messenger RNA of Morus notabilis, 1392 nucleotides long. Its product is annotated as F-box protein FBW2. Lineage: Eukaryota; Viridiplantae; Streptophyta; Magnoliopsida; Rosales; Moraceae. Gene Ontology annotation, molecular function: protein binding. The record is from RefSeq and is a predicted model, not a curated record. The transcript has 4 exons. The coding region runs from base 258 to 1229 and encodes 323 amino acids.